UCUUCAUCAAAGCGACACUUCUGGCAUUUUAUCUUCGCAUUUUCAACCCGGUUAAGGGAGCCAGGAUCGUUAUUUGGGCAACGCUAACUGUAGUGAUACUCUUUUAUUUGAUCGUCGUCGUUAUAAUCCAGGUCACCUGCGACGGAUACACUCCAACAGCGCAGAUGUUCAACACUGAUGCCGAAGUCAAUUGUUCAGUACCGCAGGAACCUCUCUGGGUUACCACGAGUAUAUUUAGCACUGCCACGGAUUUGCAUUUACUUGUGAUACCCGUGGCGCUUACGCUUAAAAUCCGACUCCCAUCGAAACGGAAAAUUGGCGUGUGUUGUAUUUUCCUCACAGGCUUAAUAGCUUGUACCUUUUCUCUCCUUUGCGCGGUGUAUCGCGUGAAGGCGACACGAUCUCUUGAUGUCACUUGGCUUGGGCACUUGAUAUCUGCGUUCGCAGCGGCUGAGCUCAACGUAGGAAUUUCCUGUAGCUGUAUGCCGAUAGUAUUCGUCCCGUUCCGCAGAUUGACUCGAACGACCUUGCGGAAUUCCUUACUCAAGCUCAUUUCGACUUAUCGGGGGCACAAUUAUAAGGAAUUUGCACAUAAUCCUAGUGAUCCUGAGAUAAUGAUACAAACUGAGCAGCUGCCGCAGAUACCUAAAAGUUCGUGGACGGGGUUAAGGUCUUGGGUAUGCAAGAUGCACCUUUCUCAGCCCGGGCGGGCAAACGAUGUCUCUACUUACAGGGAAAUCACCUCAGUCGAUAUAGAUUAUCAUGAACAUCUGAGGAAAGAGUCUCGCGACGCCCGACCACUUCAAUAUAUCCCGACCGGGACACUUCAAACGCCUCAGAGAGCUUUGACAAGUAGGAUAUGAAUAUUUGGGUCGUCUUCCACAUAAAUAUAUGUUUUCACACCCCCCUUUCUCUCCGAGCCCAUCGAAUGU
Daldinia vernicosa is the source of this 932-nucleotide messenger RNA. RefSeq lists its product as uncharacterized. NCBI's taxonomy places the organism in Eukaryota, Fungi, Ascomycota, Sordariomycetes, Xylariales, Hypoxylaceae. The transcript is spliced from 3 exons. The record is from RefSeq and is a predicted model, not a curated record. Bases 165 to 863 code for a protein of 232 amino acids.